Diabrotica virgifera virgifera (western corn rootworm) is the source of this 2187-nucleotide messenger RNA. RefSeq names its product protein bric-a-brac 2-like. Bases 442 to 1488 code for a protein of 348 amino acids. The transcript has 5 exons. Gene Ontology annotation, cellular component: nucleus. The record is from RefSeq and is a predicted model, not a curated record. Gene Ontology annotation, biological process: regulation of transcription by RNA polymerase II. Gene Ontology annotation, molecular function: protein binding. Lineage: Eukaryota; Metazoa; Arthropoda; Insecta; Coleoptera; Chrysomelidae.
GACCGGUUCACAACAGACGGCUUCCAGGGAAAAAAAGAUUGCAAUUACUUGUUUUUUUUUAUCAAAAUAAUAAUAAUAAUAUGGAAAAAAUAUGUUACAAUUCGGUAAUUAUGUUACAAGUGGCAACCCUGGCCGCUGAAUGUGAUCCACGGAUUUUUACGUCAUUGCACGGAUCUAUAGUCUGGAUCUACAGGCCUUGUAGCCAAUUAUUUCGAUCCUCGUAAAAAGUCGAAAACGGUCGAUGUUCCAUCCUCAUCAAUCAACAAAUCCCGGAUGCCCGGAUUGGUCCGGAAAUGGUUAAUUAGGGUUGUUCUCGUGUUUUCAGCUCUGCUUCAGCUUACAGUUCUUAGUGAUGUUAUGUAACUUUUCUUAGACGAAUUUUAAUAUUUAUUUAAACAUUGUUAUUUAUUGUAGUUUGUUGGUAAUUCUAAAAUAGGCAAAAUGGCAACAACUGAACAGUUCUCAUUGAGAUGGAACAACUUUCAUUCCAACAUGACUUCAGGCUUCCACGAUCUUCUAGAAAGUGCAGAAAUGGUAGACGUAACACUAGCUGUAGAUGGUCAUUUUUUGCAAGCACAUAAAAUCGUACUGUCCAUCUGCAGUCCCUAUUUUAAACAAAUGUUCAAAGCCAACCCCUGCAAGCAUCCUAUCGUAAUAUUAAAAGAUGUUAGACAUGAGAACAUGAAGGAUAUUUUGGAAUUUAUGUACAUGGGGGAAGUCAGUGUAUUAAGGGAAAAUUUAACACAAUUUCUGAGAACUGCUGAACUGCUUCAAGUAAAAGGAUUGACAGGGGAUGAUCCUGGUGAGGAUGGAUCCUCUUCCAAAGAUAACAAAGCCGAAUGUGACAAUGACGAAGAAAAUGAAAUAUAUAAUGAACUGAUUGAAACAGAUGUAGAACUCCCUUCCUACUCACAUUCAUCUCCAACACCAAUGGUUCCUUCUCCAGCAAUGACAAAACGAACAAAAAAUUUGAGUAAUGCUGGUGUGAGUGGCAAACGCUCUAAGAUAGAAAAUCAACAAUCUCCGAUAAAAUCUUCCGACUUCGAGCCAGUUCAACCAAAAUGUGAAUUGAAUACUAGUCAACUGCAAUCAACCAAUGACAAUUCCAAUAUACUCAAUGCUGUGAAACCUGAAUUGGACGAUAUCAAAGAACCGAUCAACUUGAAAACGUGGGAUAAUCAUUUGAACACAUCCUCGGGUUCAGAUUAUUUAAAUUCUUCAGCAGAACAAGACUUGAUGUCGUAUUCCACUGACAGUAAGUGCCAGGUAUUUUGUCCUUAUUGCAGCAGGAAGUUCGUGAAUCGUUACAAUCUAAAAGUGCACGUGAGGGACAAACACGAGGCCAGUUUCAAGGAUUUGGACUGUCAGAUCUGCGGUAAGACCAUGCGAAACCAAAGUUGUUUAAGGGUACACAUGUACCAUCAUCGUAAACAGAAUUUGGACACCUCUAGUGGUGUCUUGAACACCUCUAGUCUUGGGGAUGUCUGAUUUUUCGCGCAGCGUUCUAUUCAUUGUUUUUAGUAUUGGGAGAAUGUGACUAAAAAGAGAAUUUUAAGUGACUACAACUUAUUUGUAACUGAAUAUUUAUUAUAAUUUUCUAUAAUUGGGUCUAUAUAUUGGAAUCUAGAGCCUUCAAGAAAAGAUAAAAAUUAUAAAGGUAUACAAAAAUAAUUUAAAUUCAUAUAUUAUUAUGUGUCAAGUGUCGAUGAAUAAUAAUAGGACACUAAAAUAGAAAAUACUAAACUAAUAUUAAGCUGUACAGCACUGUUAUGAGUUAACACUAGUCAAGAAGCGUUUUUUAUCUGUAAAUAACAUGUAAUGUACACCCACCGACCGUCGCCGGCGAUAGCGAAUUUCCAAGUAGCAUUAGCCGUAGCAUUAGAACUAGCCGUAUAAAUCGCGUUCGGAAUGAAAUGUUUCAACUGACUUUAUAAAUACUAUACGAUAUCUUAGAGCCUGACUUGUUUGUUUAAGAAUUGUAUCUGAAUAGAUAUUACUUAAAAUAACUGUGCUGUCCGUGGCUCAGCAUCUUAUACAGUAUGGUACAAAUGUUUGGAAUAAAUUAAUUAUUUCAUCUACGUCAUCCAUCAGGGCGUGACGACGUAGGUAAUGGAUUUUUUUAAAUAAGAAUAGGGGUCGUGUGCUAGCUCAUUUGAAAGGUUAUUUAAUUCUCUAUUCAGUAAUAUA